AUGACGGCGGGGCUUUACGGGCAUUCGCAGUCACUCAUUCAAGAGACUCUCAUAUCGACUAUUCAGGAAGUCGGUCUGAACCUGGGCGGCACGACCACCUUGGAAACUCAGCAUGCUGCGUUGAUAUGCUCGCGAUACCAGCUCGAUCGUGUGCGCUUCACGAACUCUGGCACAGAAGCAAAUCUUCACGCGAUACAAGGUGCGAGACGAUACACAGGCAAACGUAAAGUCGUUGUCUUCACAGGCGGGUAUCACGGCGGGUGUUUCACGUUCUCUGCAGACAAGCCAACGGAGGAUUGCAUAGACAAAGAAGACUGGAUCAUCGCCGAAUUUAACGAUGUCGCAGAUACCAGAAAGAAGAUCGAGGAGUCCGAUGACGUGGCUGCAGUCUUAGUGGAAGGUAUGCAAGGUCGUGGUCCAUGUAUUGUAGGCACACAUGAGUUUUUACAGCAAGUGCAAGAUUCGGCCAGGAAAGUGGGCGCGGUAUUCAUACUCGACGAAGUUCAGACCAGUCGACGUGCACCCGGGGGACUUCAAGAGUUCGAAGGCCUGGAGCCAGACAUGACCACUCUUGGCAAGUUUCUCGGUGGUGGCAUUACCUUUGGUGCUUUUGGCGGGCGCAAAGAUGUUAUGCGCGUGUAUGAUCCGCGAGAGUCGAAAGCCCUUGGACAUUCUGGCACUUUCAACAAUAACACGCUCGGUAUGGCUGCCGGAUAUGUUGGACUGUCGAAGAUCUACACGCCAGAAGUCUGCCGCGAGUUCAACACGAUAGGUGGUAAGCUUCGACAAAAGCUUGAAGACCUUAGCCAAGGUACGCGUAUGACCAUCACGGGGUUGGGGACUAUUAUGGGCAUACACUUCCUGAAGGACGGAAAGAAAGAUCUCAAGAGCUUCAGGGACCGGCAAGAGGAUGAAGAUUUGAGAAGACUAUUCUGGUUCGAGAUCAUGAAAGAUGGGUUCUGGAUGACCGAGAGAGGAAGCAUCGCCGUCAUUUUGGGCACACCCUGGGAGGCGUUGGAGCGGUUUGUUAACUGCGUGAAAGCAUUCCUUGAGAGACAUGAGGCGAUUAUGAGGCUUUAG
This is a messenger RNA of Parastagonospora nodorum SN15, 1080 nucleotides long. RefSeq lists its product as hypothetical. The transcript has a single exon. Bases 1 to 1080 code for a protein of 359 amino acids. Lineage: Eukaryota; Fungi; Ascomycota; Dothideomycetes; Pleosporales; Phaeosphaeriaceae. Gene Ontology annotation, molecular function: pyridoxal phosphate binding; transaminase activity. The record is from RefSeq and is a predicted model, not a curated record.